AUAUAUUAAUUAAUCUUUUUAUCAAAUUUCUCCAACCCAAAACCGCCAUUGACCUUCUUUUCGUUUAUCUUCAUUUUUCUCCAAGCUAGCCCACUAACAUUCAAUAUUCUUUCCCUCAGUUUUAUGUACAUCCACAAGCAACCACAUCCUAUUUAUUCCAGGCAACAUUUUAUAGCAGUAGUUGCCCAGGCCUCCGAUACCAUGGAUUCGCCAGUUUUGUUCCUUCUAAUAUCUUUGUCAUUUUCUCUCAUGUCCUCAUCUUCAAGCCUGGAUACCAUUCAUGAAGGCACAUCACUCUCAAUCGAGAAAUUGGAAGACAUUCUGAUAUCACCAGAUGGAGUUUUCUCUGCUGGCUUUUAUUCCGUGGGUGAUAACGCCUAUUGCUAUGCCAUAUGGUUCAAUAAGCCAUCCCGUGGCAAGAACCAGACUGUAAUCUGGAUGGCAAACCGUGAUCAGCCCGUUAAUGGAAAGAGCUCCAAGCUCUCUCUCCUCAAAACUGGUAAUCUUAUCUUAUCCGAUGCUGGAAAGUUGACAGUUUGGUCAACAAACACUCAGUCACUCUCCUCAGUACACUUAUCUCUCUACAAUACCGGUAAUCUUGUACUAAAGAACAUGGAAGGUAUUACUUUAUGGGAAAGCUUUGAUUUCCCAACAGACACCCUUCUUCCCCAACAACUACUCACUAGAAGCACAAGGCUUGUCUCCUCCAGAAGCCAGACCAACUAUUCGUCUGGUUUUUACAAGCUCUUUUUCGAUAAUGACAACGUCCUCCGCCUUCUUUAUGAUGGUCUUGACGUUUCAAACAUAUAUUGGCCAGACCCGUGGCUCGUGAGUUGGGAAGCUGGAAGGUCCACAUACAACAACAGUCGGAUCGCAGUGCUUGAUACAUUUGGGAACUUCAAUUCUUCCGAUAAUUUUACUGUCAUGGCAGCCGACUAUGCGCCGAAGCUUCAUAGAAGACUGAAAAUUGAUUAUGAUGGUGAUGUUCGACUGUACAGUUGGGACGACGAGGGGGAGACGUGGUUUGUGUCUUGGCAAGCCAUUCAAAAACCUUGCAAGAUUUAUGGUAUUUGUGGGGCAAAUAGUUUUUGCAGCUAUAUUGUUGGUUCUGAUAGGAAAUGCUCUUGCCUCCCUGGAUUUAAGAUGAAAAACCUCACAGAUUGGUCUUACGGGUGCGAGCCCGAGUUUCAUCUUUCUUACAAUAGAAGUGAGUCUCGCUUUUUUCAAUUACCCCAUGUUGAAUUCUUUGGCUAUGAUUAUGGGUACUUCCCUAAUUACACAUUGGAUCAAUGUAAGAAUUUAUGUUUGCAACUGAGAAAUUGCAAAGGGUUCCAAUUCACAUUCUCCCAGGAUGAUGGCUUUUCAAAAUGCUACCCCAAGACGUUGUUGCUGAAUGGAUAUCGUUCCCCUGAUUUCCCAGGUGACCUUUAUUUAAGACUACCUAAACAAAAUUUCUUUUCCUACGAAAAGUCUGUACAAGAUUUUACUCUAGUUUGCUCAAGUAAAGGUACUGUGCAACUGGACAGAACAUAUAAAAGAAGCCGGGAAAAUGGGAUAGUAAAAUUCAUGCUCUGGUUUGCAUGUGGAGUUGGAGGACUUGAAAUCAUCGGUAUCUUUUUGGUGUGGUGUCUUUUGACUAGAACCCGACAAGCUUCUAGUGUAGACAAACAAGGCUAUCUUGUUGGUAUCACUGGGUUCAGAAGAUUUUCCUACGCUGCACUCAAGAAGGCAACAAAAGAUUUUAAUGAGGAGAUUGGUAGAGGUGCGGGAGGAAUAGUGUACAAAGGGGUAUUGCCUGACAAUCGAGCUGUAGCAAUCAAGCGCCUCAAUGAACCUAACCAAGGAGAAGGUGAAUUUCUAGCUGAAGUAAGCAUCAUCGGGAGGAUUAACCACAUGCACUUAAUUGAGAUGUGGGGGUAUUGCGCAGAGGGAAAGCACAGGCUUUUGGUGUAUGAGUACAUGGAACAUGGUUCUUUAGCUCAAAACCUGUCAUCGCGUGCACUUGAUUGGAAGAAAAUGUUUGGCAUUGCUGUAGGGACAGCAAAAGGCCUAGCUUAUCUACAUGAAGAGUGCUUGGAGUGGGUUUUACACUGUGAUGUAAAGCCGCAAAACAUACUCUUAGACUCUAACUAUCAACCAAAGGUGGCAGAUUUUGGGUUAUCUAAACUACAAAAUAGAAACAUUGAGAAUGCAAGCUUCUCAAGUAUAAGAGGAACCCGAGGCUACAUGGCUCCAGAGUGGGUUUUCAAUCUUCCUAUCACCUCCAAAGUGGAUGUUUAUAGCUACGGAAUUGUUGUAUUGGAGAUGGUGACAGGCAAGGGACCAACAAAAGGUGUUGAUGCUAUAGAUAGUGGAGGGGAGACAGAACCCAAAAGAUUGGUUGCUUGGGUGAGGGAAAAAAGGAAUGAAGCGACUGCAAUGUCUUCUUGGCUUGAGAAGAUCAUUGACCCAUUAUUGGAAGGCAGUUAUGAAAAAGAUAAGAUGGAAAUUCUAGUAACAGUUGCUUUGCAAUGUGUAGAAGAAGAGAAAGAUGCAAGACCCAGCAUGAGCCAAGUAGUUGAGAUGCUUUUACGCCAAGAAAUUGAUAGUCAUAGUGAUGAUCAUGGUGUUAAUCUCUAAUUGGGAAUGGUGCCCACUCUCAACAAUAACAAAUAGUUGUUUUCAUUAUUGUCAAUUGAUCACAAAUAAGUGUUUUUCUUGUAGCAAUGAAGAUAUGUACUUGUAAGCGUGGUUGUGUGUAAAUCAUCCAACAAAGGGUGAAACUGGAGCCUAUUGAUCCUAAUGGUUGUGCAUGAUGUGUGUUAAUUUAUUUUAUUCUCUCCUUGUUUUCGUGUUGAA
Molecule: messenger RNA, 2838 nt
Organism: Carya illinoinensis
Lineage: Eukaryota; Viridiplantae; Streptophyta; Magnoliopsida; Fagales; Juglandaceae
Product: putative receptor protein kinase ZmPK1
Exons: 1
Coding region: 124-2619 (831 amino acids)
Biological process (GO): recognition of pollen; protein phosphorylation
Molecular function (GO): ATP binding; protein serine/threonine kinase activity
Source: RefSeq, a predicted model, not a curated record